AUGGCGUCUUCAAACCAUUCCAACAACGAUCCCGCUUCUAUUCAGUCCAUUGCUAGCACUGCAAUCAGCCACAUCCAACAGCUUGUUUCGCUAGUGGAACAAAGGCCAACAGCGGCAUCAACGUCUUCAAACGAGCUGCAAGUAGCGACUCCACGAGCUGGUACUGCUUUGGAGGAAUUACGAAGGCGAUUCCCAACAGUUUCAGCAAGGUCAAGCAGGAAUGCUGCAACAGGAAGGUAUGAAAGAUCCAAUACUUUCCGACCAUAUCCUAACGUAAGACGCACAGUUGGGAGACCAUUGACGUCUGAAACAGUCUCGAAAGAUAUUGUAAUCUUGGAUUUUGGAAGAGAGAAAAUACCAACAAAAUCCGAGAAAGCUGAAUUGGAAAGAUCCGGCAGAAUCAUUUCGGGUUUUGACAUCAAUAGAAAGUGGGAUGCCAAAACACUUCACAACGAAAUAUCACGUUUACUACCAGGUUAUAUGGAGGGACUGUAUUUUGAAAUCGUCAAGAAUAGUGGCGGCACCCUGAUAAGACCAAAUCUCCCUGCAGGAAAAGACAUUGAUGCUAAGCUUCUACUCAAAUCAAUUGCCCCGUCAGGAUGGGUAUAUCUUAGACUGCUAGAGGAGUUACCAGAUUCUUUCAUGGAUCCUAGUGAUAAAAAACUUUUUGUUUCUCCUUUUGCUGUUGAAGACACAGGUGAUCCGGGUGAUCCAGGCUUGUGUAUAGACUUGACCGAUACUCCAGAUGGAGAACGAUUGUGUCGUCAAAACUCAGCAAAUGGCACUGAAUCCUCUAAUCCAGACGAAAGUUCAACACUCAAUGCCAAUGAGAGUCAGUCACAAUCGAGUUCUUUGAACAUUAACUCGAUCAUCAGGGGUGCUAAAGAGGGACAGUUGAGUGACCCCGUAGAGGUGCUGAAAUAUCUACAGAAGGAGAUAGUAACACGAAGACCCUUAGAAGUCACAAGCUCAGAAGACACCAUUGAAGGAGAAACAAAUUACAUAAUAGUCGACAGAGACAAUAUACUAGAAACAACAUUUGCUGAACUUCAAUAUAUAUCCAACUACAGACUGACAUUCCAGGUGGACUUUAUGGGAGAGGAAUGUGUAGAUUAUGGUGGGCCACGAACAGAAUGGAUAAGAUUAAUGAACCAAGCCAUAAAACAAAAAUACUUUGACCAUGGUUUAAGGCCAUUGUUGGCAGAAGAUUAUUUUAAUGUUGGAAUAAUGAUGGCAAUAGCCAUGCUUCAAAAUGGCCAGCUGCCUUUGUUUGUAGAGGAGGAUAUUCUGCAGCAAAUUGUUUCUGAAGGCGUGUGUUUAGAUCCUUGUGUUGCCAAACUUCAACAUGGUAUCGAAGUGCUGGGAAUGUUAUCAGCCCUUCAGGAGCUGCCAAUGUUGAUUCAUCUCCUGAGACCUCAAGGACAGCAGAAGCUUGGAGUGCAAAUGCUGCUUCACAUUUUGAAGCCACAGUUUUCAGAGGAGGGGUCUAAUGCACUCAAAAAGGAAAAAGAAGUUUAUCAACUCUUUGUUAGAUAUGUUCGUGAAGUAGCAGCUUCCAGGAGGGUAUGUGGAAAGACUACCCUUAAUUUGAGUCAUAUUCUUCAAUUUGCCACUGGUUCACCAGAGGAACCUGUCCUUGGUUUUACGCUGGCUCCGUCGUUGGAGUUCAUAUUACCCACAGAAUUGAAAGUUACAAGUCAGCAAGGACUUAGUGAAGGGCAAAACCCAAAUGUGGAGGGUGGCUUCCUGCCUCUAGCUCAUACCUGCACCAAUUUGCUUCAGGUUCCAAGACCGACUGAUGCAUUGCCUUUGCCCUCUACCCAGAGACUGUUUGCCCUGUAUGACUUGGCAUUCUCGCAGUGUUACUUUGGCAAAAAGUAA
Porites lobata is the source of this 1881-nucleotide messenger RNA. The record is from the annotation of a GenBank genome assembly. NCBI's taxonomy places the organism in Eukaryota, Metazoa, Cnidaria, Anthozoa, Scleractinia, Poritidae.